Molecule: messenger RNA, 936 nt
Organism: Manduca sexta (tobacco hornworm)
Lineage: Eukaryota; Metazoa; Arthropoda; Insecta; Lepidoptera; Sphingidae
Product: 3-hydroxyacyl-CoA dehydrogenase type-2
Exons: 5
Coding region: 116-886 (256 amino acids)
Biological process (GO): fatty acid metabolic process; estrogen metabolic process; androgen metabolic process
Cellular component (GO): mitochondrion
Molecular function (GO): estradiol 17-beta-dehydrogenase [NAD(P)+] activity
Source: RefSeq, a predicted model, not a curated record
CUGAAUUGGAACGUGUGUCGUUUGACAGUUGCAAUUGUUAUUUGGGGUUAUAUUUGAAUUUCAGAAAAUAUUUAUUAAAACUGACCUAAAUCAUAAAACAUAAUUAACCACGAAAAUGUUAAAGGGAAUGGUGAGUUUGGUAACCGGUGGAGCCUCAGGAUUAGGCCGAGCAACAGUAGAAAGAUUUGUAAAAAAUGGAGGGAGUGUCGUCGUACUUGAUAUUCAAGCCACAAGAGCACAAGAACUGGCCAAACAAUUAGGGAAAUCUGUUGUUGUCUCUCCUGGUUGUAUAACAUCUGAAGAUGAUGUAAAAAAAGCUCUCAACACAGCAAAAGAGAAGUUUGGUAAACUGGACAUACUGGUCAAUUGUGCUGGACAAUCAAUUGUACAUCAAGUAUACAACUUUAAUAAAGACCAACCUUCAAUUUUGAAGGACUUCGCUGAUGUUAUAAAGGUAAACACAAUAGGCACAUUUAACACAAUACGUCUAGCAGCAGGCAUGCUUGGCAAAAAUAAUCCGGACAGUAACGGCCAGAGAGGAGUCAUAAUAAACACCGCAUCCACAAUAGCGUAUGAGGGCGAUAUCGGCCAGGCGGCGUAUGCGGCCUCCACUGCUGCCAUUAUUGGAAUGACGUUACCUAUCGCAAGGGAUUUAGCGCCUCAAGGGAUCAGAGUAGUUACUAUAGCACCAGGAAUCUUCGACACACCUUUAAUAGCAUAUUUACCAGAUAAAAUUAAAGACUUUAUAAAACGGAUGACGCCCUUCCCGUCGAGGUUUGGCAAGCCAGAAGAGUAUGCACAUUUAGUAACAAGUAUAGUAGAGAACCCAAUGUUGAACGGUGAAGUGAUAAGGUUGGACGGUGCGCAGAGAUGGUUCCCCUUGUAGAUUAGUUAGUGAAGAUAUAAUAAGACUGUUAAUAAAUGUAUUUAGUUGGA